Messenger RNA from Peromyscus eremicus (cactus mouse), 5845 nucleotides. RefSeq names its product FA complementation group A (gene Fanca). Gene Ontology annotation, cellular component: Fanconi anaemia nuclear complex. Gene Ontology annotation, biological process: interstrand cross-link repair; regulation of regulatory T cell differentiation. The record is from RefSeq and is a predicted model, not a curated record. Lineage: Eukaryota; Metazoa; Chordata; Mammalia; Rodentia; Cricetidae. Bases 410 to 4768 code for a protein of 1452 amino acids. The transcript has 43 exons.
AAAUCGGUAUUGGGGGUCGACUCGGCGUAUUUUUGAGCAAAGAAGGUAAGAGGUUUUUAGCAUCUUCCCAGGCCUGGGUCUGGGCCAUUAUUUUCACCAAAAUCGCGUCUGAAACCACGCGAUCAGCUGCGGUCAAUUCGCACUGCCCACUCCAGCUCCAAAUUCUGCGACACUUCCCCCCUAGUUGUCAUGCGCCGGAGUAUUGCACCAAGGCAGCCGCAGGACUCUGCCUACUCCGCUACACGAACGUUGCCAGACUCUGCGACCUGCGCCACAACAAAGAUGGCUGCGGAGCGAGGCUCAGCCCGCGAGGGGUGUGGUCAAGCGUGCUCCUAGCCAAUGAGCGCUAGCGCCUGGCCGCCGCCAAUCGGAAGGCAGCGCGGGCUCCAGCGCGGGUGUUCCAGUCACUAUGUCGGGCUCCCCGGCCAGGGGUGCUGCGGUACGCGGUGGGCCCCUGGGCCUCCGAAAAACAUGGGCCGAACUGAUGGCGGGCAGAGUCAAGAAGCAAAAAUAUAAUCCUGAAAGGGAACAGAAAUUAAAGGAUUCCGCUCUGCAACUCCUGAGAUACCACCAAAACAUGAAUGACCUUUUACUAGAGGUAGAAGAUCCACAGUGUAAAAAAUUGUGUCUCAGCAAACUGAUUGAUCAUGACAGUGCAUCAGCCUACUCUGACCGGUCCAGUUCCUUUAUCUCCUCUGCUUUUCGGGAUCAAGCCUCGGCUCUGGGAGUUCCUGUGGGCAUACUAUCUGCCAGAGUGUUUGCUCACAGUGUGCAGCAGGUCUGCAUGGAGCCCAGCCACCCUGUGCUGCUCAGCUCGGAGCAAAGAAAGAAACUAUCUUCCUUGUUAGAGGUUUCUCAGCAUUUGUUGGCACGUAAUAUGUUCUCCCGUCUCACCUUCUGUCAAGAACUGUGGAAAGCCCAGAACUCUUUGUUGCUUGAAGCUGUGUGGUGUCUUCACACGCACAACGUUGUGAGCCUACAAGAGCUGCUGCAAAGCCACCCUGACGUGCAGGCCAUGACCAUGUGGCUCUUCAGGAACCUAUGCAUUCUGUGUGAGCAGAUGGAAGCAGCCUGCCCAUCCUCUGAUGCUACUAAAGCCAUGCUUUCUGGUUUUGUGCAACUAUUAGUUUCAAGGGGCUUUCAGGAAAGCUCGGAUCCAAGGCCUGUGGAGCCUGAAAAGAUGCCUCAGGUUGCUGCAGAUGUCCUGCAGAGAAUGCUGAUUUUUGCACUUGAUACUCUGGAUGCUGAUCCACAGGUGACGUCGGCUUCCCAGACAGUGAGGGGCUGGUUUAGUGUCUACUCUGGACAUGUAUGCUGUGGUAUGUCGGCAGGGGAUUCUCUGAAGAGGUUCUUCAGUCACACUCUGACUCAGAUUCUGACUCACAAGGCGGUGCUGAAAGUGUCUGACGCUAUUCAAAUGCAGAAAGAGUGGAGCUUUGCAAAGACUUGUCAUCUGCUCACCACUCUGUACUGCAGGGUUUUUGUGACACUAGGUCCAGAGGAGUCAGUUGGCCGUUUGCAGGAAGUCCUGGAGACACAGGAGGUGAACUGGCAACAUGUGCUGUCCUCUUUGUCUACACUGGUCGUCUGCUUUCCUGAGGCACAGCACCUGGUUAAAGACUGGGUGGCCUGUCUGAUGGCCCGUGCCUUUGAGAGCUACCACCUAGACAGCAUGGUCACUGCAUUCCUGAUUGUGCGCCAGGCCACUCUGGAAGGCCCCUUUGUGUUCCCAUCCUAUGCAGACUGGUUCAAGGAGUCCUUUGGGAGCUCCCUUGGCUACCACAGCUGCAGCAAGAAGACACUGGUCUUCCUCUUCAAGUUCCUGUCUGACCUGGUGCCCUGGGAACCCGCUCGGUACAUGCAGGUUCAUAUUUUCCACCCCCCACUGGUCCCAAGCAAGUACCACUCCCUCCUCACAGACUACAUCUCGUUGGCCAAGACAAGGCUUGCGGACCUCAAGGUUUCUCUGGAGAAUAUGGGACUCUAUGAGAACUUGUCCUCCUCUGGGGACAUUGCUGAGCCUAAGAGCCAAGCGAUCCAGGAUGUCGAGAAGGCCGUCGUGGUGUUUGAACAAACAGGGAAAGUCCCGAUGGCUGUCAUGGAGGCCAGCAUAUUCAGGAGGUCCUACUACCUGUCACACUUCCUCCCUGCCCUGCUCACACCGAGAGUGCUCCCAGAGGUUCCUGACUCCCGGGUGACCUUUAUAGAGACCCUGAGGAGAGCAGAUAAGAUUCCCUCGUCCUUAUACGGUGCCUACCGCCAAGCCUGUGCCACUGCUAAGGAGAAGCAGCCCGAAGAUGCCACCCCAGGAAAAAGGACUGAGCCCGACUGUGCUGAACAGCCCCUGGGACUGCUCACAGCAGCACUUGAAGAGCUCAGAGCUUUAAUGACAGACCCCACCCAAUAUGAUGUUAUAUCUGCUCAGGUGGCUGUGGUUUCUGAAAGACUAAAUGCUGUUUUGGGUCACAGUAACGAUGAUGGCAGCCUCCGGAGAGCAAAGAUCCAGCUCAGCAUCCUUACUCCCACACUCCGGACACAGGACCAGGAGGUUGUGGAUCUCCUGCUCACAGCCUUCUGUCAGAACCAAAUGGCAGCCUCUAGUUUUGUGCCCCCGGAGAGGCAGAGCCCCUGGGCUGUCCUUUUUGUGAGGACCCUUUGUGGACACAUGCUUUUCCCUGCAGUGCUCACUCGGCUCUGCCAGCUGCUCCAUCACCAGGGCCCAAGCCUGAGCGCCCCUCAUGUGCUGGGGUUGGCUGCCCUUGCCGUCCAUCUGGGCGAGUCCAAGUCCAUACUUCCAGAGGUGGAUCCUGGUGUUCUUGCCUCCACCGGCAGCCUUUGUGUUCCUGAGUUUUUGAACAGCCUCCUGACCUUCCGCACAAGGGAAUCUCUGCUCUUCUGCAUGAAAUUCUGUACAGCAGCAAUUUCUUACUGUUUAUGCAAGUUCUCUGCACAGCCCCUGGCUGCCUUGCACAGCUGUUUAUCUCCAGGCCUGAUCAAAAGGUUUCAGUUUAUUAUGUUAAGGGUGUUCUCAGAGGCCAGAGCACCUUGUCCUCCAGAACACACAGCUUCCGUCUCCUGGAGACCCUUGUACCUUCCUUCUGCAGACUGGCAGAGUGCUGCACUCUCUCUGUGGAGAUGGAGCAGCUUCCAAGAGCUGCUGAAGGAAAAGGAGUUUUAUUUAACUUACAGAGAUUGGGUACAGCUAGAAUUGGAAAUUCAACCUGAAGCUGAUGUUCUCUCAGAUACAGACAGACAUGACUUCCACCAGUGGGCCAUCUAUGAGCACUUCUUCCCAGCACCGUCUGCUUUGGGAGGCUGUGAUGGAGACCUGGAAGCAGCGUGCACAGUCCUUGUCAGUGAGCUGAUGGACUUCUACCAAAGUUCAAGGAGUUAUAACCACUCACAGGACUCUGAUUUGGUUCUUGGUGGCCGCACGGGAAAUGAGGAUAUUCUUUUGAGGCUACAGGAGAUGGCUGUGGACCUGGAGCUGGAUCAAGGCUCUUCUGUCUCCUAUGGCUGUCCAACUUCUCAGACUCACAUUCUCUUCCGGGUGUUCAAAAGCCGACUCCAAGCUUUGGCAAGCGGGGACAGCAUGGCUACUAGCCUUCGGAGACAGCGAGAGCUGCUCCUGAGCAAACGGCUUCUGCUCCGCCUGCCUCCAUCUGUUCUUAUGGGCAGUCCCCAGGCCAGACAACCUGUCUCCCCCAACUGUGAGGAGUUCUUUAGCCUGGUCAACUCUGAGCUGAGAAACUUCUGUUGCCAUGGCAGUGUCCUGACCUGUGACAUCACCAUCCACUUCUUCAGGGGACUCCUUAAUGUGUGUUUUCGAAGUCAAGACCCAGCAUUGGUGGCCAACCUGAUCCUAACAGAGUGCCAGACCAAAUGUCCCAUGAUUUUGACCUCAGCACUGUUCUGGUGGUCAAGCCUAGAGCCAGUGCUGUGUAGUCGGUGGAAAUGUCAUCAGAGCACACUUCCUCGAGAGCUACAGAGGCUACAGGAGGCCCGCGAGUUCGCUAGCAAUUUCCUGUCUGACUCAGCUCCCCCGGCGCCCAGCCCGGCCUGGAUCUCAGCUGCUGCACUGCACUUUGCAACUAGAGAAGGUAGCAGGGGAAAUGUCAAGACCCAUCUGAACAGGCUAGACGGCGAGAGAAAGGAGCUACUCCUCUCCCUCCUCUUCUUCUCCCUGAUGAGCCUACUCUCGUCCUACCUGACCCAACAGGACACAGCUGAGUAUCUGAAAGCCAUGGACAUCUGUGCCGAGGUCCUCAUGUGCUUGGAAAGAAGGAAGGUUUCCUGGCUGGUGCUCUUCCAGUUAACAGAGACAGAUGCCGAGCUGGGGCACCUCCUCCACUUGGCCCCAGAUCAGUACACCAAGCUGCUACCACUUGCUUUCUACAGUCUCCUCUCCUACUUCAGUAAAGAUGCCAUCAUCAAGGAAGAGACUUUCCUGUAUGUGGCUGUUGACAUGUACCUCAAGAUGAUGCAGCUCUUUGUCGAUGGGGAAACCAGGGCUGUGUUACCUCAGGCCAGCAAAAGCUUAAAGUUCCAAGGCCACUCCUUGCUCCAGGGUAGCCCUGUACAACUGAUAACGGAAGCACGUAUUUUUCUGCUGCAGCUAAUACCUCAGUGCCCAAAACAGAGCCUCUCCAACAUGACAGAGCUGCUGGCUGGUCGAGGAGACUAUGACCCUGAGAUGAGCAACGUCCUCCUGCAAAGGCAGCAGGCUGGCCCCAGCUUUGAUCUCUACCAGGAGCCUCAUCUGUUCUGACCAUACCCACCUCAGUGCACCAGCCGGCCGGCACCUUUGUGAAUAAUUUAUUGCAAGCAUAACAUGGAGCUCUUGUUACACUAGAAAGUAGAUUACAAAUCUCCUUGAUUGCUCUAGUUAGGAAAAAAAUUAAUUAUUCAUAAUUUGUGUCUGGCUUUAAAUUGCUCACUGUCCAUAGGAAAAUAAACUGCUGGAACCACAGCAGGUUGAAGUACACACCAAGCCCACCUCCCUCACCCUGAGAGAGGCGCCCUCCAACAUAAGGCUGCUGGAUAUGUGAGGUGGAGUGCAGCAUGGGGUUCACAGAGCAGGCAGAACUAUGCCAGUAGGGCAGUGAGGAACAUGAAUGUCUUUAAACCUCACAUCACACCUGCUGAGUUCAAUCGGCUCAACAUGCCCAGUGUUCCACCUGCAGUUCUCAGGUAGGCUCAGGCUUCACAGCUUGACCCUCCAUGGUCCCAGAGAGGCUCAGGGGCCCAGGUGGGGGCUCUGCUUCCAAAGGCAGGGCUUUGUCCUGGGUCUGAGUCAGAGGAUGUACCAUGGACAUAUGCACGUUGAGAUUGUGGGCCUUUUCAAACCGCCGGCCGCACUGGUCACAGGCGAAGUCCAGCUCAGUCUCUGCUUUGUGUUUGGUCAUGUGGUACUUGAGGGAUGCUCGUUGCCUGCACUGGAACCCACAGACCUCACACCUGGGGGGCAGAGGCAGGUGAAGUAAGCUGUGCCUUGUCCCAGUCAUAGGAAGUGCCCAGCCCACACUUACUGCAGUGGCUUGGCUCCUGAGUGACGCAUCUGGUGGACAAGAAGGUGCUUCCGCUGCUUGAAGGUCUGCCCACAUUCAUCACAGAUGUAAUUGCGUACCUCUGCAAGACCAGAGGGAUUGUGAGCACCAAUCUCAAAUCUGCUCCAAGAUGGGUGACAGUUAUUACUGCUUUAUAUAACACAAGGAUGUGCCCAAGCAAGGAUCUUUGAGAACCCAUUAUUAUUUAAAAUGAAAGAUAAUUCUGAUACAAAGAACUUCACUAAUAAAUGUUUCUAAUACCAAGCAGUUUGUUAAUAAAGAUUUAUAAAUUCCUUAAA